Molecule: messenger RNA, 4414 nt
Organism: Amphibalanus amphitrite
Lineage: Eukaryota; Metazoa; Arthropoda; Thecostraca; Balanomorpha; Balanidae
Product: post-GPI attachment to proteins factor 2-like
Exons: 6
Coding region: 214-999 (261 amino acids)
Biological process (GO): GPI anchor biosynthetic process
Cellular component (GO): endoplasmic reticulum membrane; Golgi membrane
Source: RefSeq, a predicted model, not a curated record
UAUAUAUGGCCUUGGUUGGAUAAGGCGCCCUGUUUUCACCGUCGUCCGAUAAUACAGGACCAGGAACAAGAGCAAGCAAUUGAGGAUUGAGGACUCAUAAAAAUGAACGUUGUGACAAAUUAUGUACAAAACACUUAAUGUAAAAUUGCCUUGUAGUUUACCAUUGACGUAAGCAUGCAAGCCACAUCACAAGCUAAAGACUGAGUUUCAGCGAUGGACAAGGCGUCGCUGGAGCAGGUGAGCCUGCGGCUGAGUAUCCGCCGGCUCAGCACGGUCGUCCUCACAAUCCCCAUGGGGGCCAUGAUCGCCUGUUUCGUCUCGGCGCACAUACACCAUGAGGACAUCAACCAUACCUGGUGCCCGGUGUACAACUUCAUUCCGUCGGUGAGCGCCAUCACGGGCGUCUCUCCGGAGCGCUACCUGUGGCGGCUGUGCAUGUCUGCCCACCUGGUGCCGCGCUGUCUGAUAGCGGCCGUCUGCUACAACCACUUCACGCGCCUGCUGGGCGCGGUGCCGGCCGAGCGCCGGCGGCGCUACGACCAGCUGGUGCGCGCCGGCUUCUGGGCUAAUGUCACCGAGCUGGCCAGUCUGGCCUGCUGCACCUAUGUCUCCAACAAGGAGAACUACCCCGUACACGAGAAGGCGUUCUCGUUAUUUUUGUUCUCGUGUUUCGUCUACAUGGUGGUAUCGCUGGCCGCCGAGCGCGAGGCGUUCCCGGCGAUGACGCCCAGUCAGCGGUCUUCACAUCGGUGGAAGGCCUUCGUCGCUGUUCUUUACGUGUCGCUCAUCAUUGGUCUGCUCUACUACUUCUGGAAACAUCGAUUCUACUGUGAAGAGCUAGCGUUCACCUGGUUCUCGUUCUGCGAGUACGGCAUCUGCGCGUGCAUCAUGGUAUACCACCUGCUGGUGAUAUACGACAUCCCAGAGUUCUGGCUGACUGUGGGCGUGCCGCUACCGGCCGCCGCUAACGGCAUCAGCGCCCCGCUCAAAGUCGACUAGUCGCCUGUUCAUUCAGCUCGCUCACCCGCUGCCCGCUAGAUCAGCCAGGUCUGGAGAGACUCGAGCAGCUUAGGCCAUCAUCGCCCAUCGGCCGCCGGGUGGACUGGGAAGUGCCGGGAUGUAAGGGUUUUGGGGUCUAGCGCGCAGCGCCACGCGGCUGGGUGCUGGGUCUCGAGGACGUAGGUGCCUGGCAGCUCGGUGAGCCAUGCUAGAGUGAAGCGUAGUCAAACGAGGGUUUCGUCACCAACUUUGCUAAUGAUAUCGCUAGCCCAAUUGUGUUCAUGAGUGAGUGGGUGCUGAAGGGCUUGACACUGUGAUCGCGGUUUUAGAACAGAUCAAUGGAUGUUAAGUGAUUGGUUCUACUUACGCUAGUCGCUCGGUUGUGCAAGAUCAGUCAUGUUUGCCAUACUGCUUUAAUGUCGCUAGUACGCCACUGAAUAUGCAAUAUGCAAUAUGUUCUUUAUGCGCGCUGAGACAGAGGAUUGCUCUGGUGAGCGUUCAAUUUAUGCGCCUUUCAUUGAAUCUCGCGCAGUAUUAUAUUUGGUAGCUAUUUUUAGACUAAAACCUUGUUGCGACGUUUUGUUGCGACAAUCCUGACAGCCAAAGCAUACGUGUGAUGAUUGAUCCGAUCUCUGUUGGAGAUCAUCCAUCUUAGCCACUUUCAUGAGCUCAUGUUCUCUCGAUCUUCAUCGUUCACGUUGCAUGUGAACUUAUCCGGAAGGUUUCCAGUCGUCUUUUUUCACUCUUGCCAUCCUUUUCUCGCUCUGUUGCGAAGGUUUCGAGUACCUGUUCGCGGGUCUGGUCGCGUACAAUUCAUUCCGCCUUCAAAUUGGGCUGGCCAAUCUGGCCUCCGCUCUUGGCCGUUUUUAGCCGCAGCACUCGCGCCACGAAUGGAGCUACCUCUCCACUAGUUCCCUUCCAUCAAGCCUGUCACCGUGAUAUGGCUGACGUGUCCAGGCGACAUGCACUGGAGACGCGAGCAGCCCUGACCGGUCGGCGCAGUGAACGGUUUGGUAAACACCAUCAUCGGGUCCGGUCAACUCUGGUCUAUCGGAGCGCCGUAGGGCAGUGACACUCAUCUGCCGAGACAAAGCCUGCCCCGCCCUCCGGACCGGAAAUCAGCGAUGUGAGAUUUCCAAUUGAGAAUUCUCGCAGAUAGUGUGUUGGCAAUCUUACUGAUGUUUGAAUGUGAUUGGUGAAAGUAUGCAAGUAUUGUAUUUCAUCUUUCGCACUUAGCUGAGUAGUUCUAGACCAGCAGCUUCAUUUCAUCAAGCAUCUUAGCUGCUGCUAGGAAAACAUUGGCACACAGGCAUCUAUUUUUAUGGCCUAGGUGCCUGCGGUUUUUCUAUUUUCAAUGCAAAGUACAACAUUUGCACUGCAUUGUUUAUGAUUGUUGACUAUUUUCUGGGGCAUGUCAAUGGCUGUCACCCUUCGCAAUCAUCCUAACGCUCAGAAUCCGACAGCGUUUCGUUCGAUUCUGGGGUGAGCGGUGAUUAUCGUCUGGAAGUUUCAUGUGAAGUCCCCUUUCGUGAGUCGUGUGGCGGUCACGUGUGACGCCAGUGCUGGCAGCUCGCGUCCUCCCAUCGACCUGUGAGAGGCUGUGCCAUUGGGUCGUCGCGCCGCCACUCGUUCGUGGUCUACCCAAGGCUAUAGAACUCCGUGGCGUCUACCGUGACGUCACGCCACCCCCACUCGUUUUAGACCCACAGUGACGUCAUGCCAUUAGCUCGGGCGACCGUUUGGAUCCGAAUAGGCUUUGUUGAUUCGUAUUAUUGGUUGCCGUUCAAACUAGGAGUUCGUUUCGUGUCGGAGAUACUUUGUGUUGUCUGUAAUGACUGUAGUGCUUGUUUAAUAAUGCCCGGUGGCGCCGCGGACUGCAUCAAAGCCAGAAGUUCUGCCAAAAGUACGAAGAAAUGGGUAAUUGGCAAUAGUUGCUGUUCUUCGGAAGCCAAGCAAUCAUCCUCAAGCGAUGCAAUAUUAUUGAAUCUCACAUUUUGUCCAAUCUCAGCAGACACUAACCUGCGAUCACCGUGCAUCCUUCGGUACGAUUCCGUGCCUGCCUGCCGGUCUCUUUCAGAGCGGGCUCGGGCGCUCCAUCGUUAUUGACCGCUCGCGGAAUGGCGUGCGGUGGCCGGUUUGGUGUGGCGGCCAGGAGCGUUCCCCGACGCCGCACUGUUUCCCAGUCGCCACCCCGUCACAUACGAAUGGUGCGUGCAUUUUUUCACUUCAUUCUUACUCGAGCACAAUCAGUAGUCGGCCGUUAGGGGCCGGUAGUGUUUAGGGGUAUCGCGGGGUGACAUUUAGGCCGCGGGUAUGUCGCGGCGCCGGCACGGCGGGACCGGCCGGCCUAAGCGACACGCACCCUGCUGGUAUUUGGGAAAGGGUAGGCACGGGAAGAACACUGCACUGGUUAUAAUGGAGCUGUGCUCAGUCUGAUUGGGUAGAGGGGUAGGAGAGCAAUCAUGUGCAAGGAAGAGUGUCAUGUUUGGUUGAUUAUAUUUUGAACCUGAAGAGAUUGUUUGCUCUGUUCAUGACUCUGAAUGUGCACGGCAUGUGGAACGGAAUCUUUGCAAUGUGUUGCGUGUGCUGCGUAGCCCAUUUGCUGACAUGUUCGUUUUGUUUCCACACGAAUAGCAAUCAAGACAUAGGAGAUUUGCCAUCGAUGACUAUGCGUCGCAGUGAUUGUGUUCGUUCUCGACAAUCGAAACUGAAAUUUGUCACUGAUUCACACGGGUAGAGAACAUAUGAACGGGCAUUUCACAUAGCCGAAAGUACCUUUGACAUGUGAGCUGCGGAGAGGGCCGCAUCAUUCUGCUUGUUUCCUAAGCUGAAGGAUACUGCCUAGUCAACCCGAUGCGUUUCUUGAAAAUGGCUAUUGUUUGGGUUUAGGUGAAGUGAGUGUGCGGUUACGAUUAUUUGGACAUGGACAUUGGAUGGGUUUCUAUUAGAGCUCGGUAGAGAUGCUGUGGGUGAUGUGUCUAGUGCGAUCGAUGAUACCACAAUCGAGAGGUGAUAUAUACAUUAGUCUCACUUGUGAAUAUUACCGGCACGGCGUGACCGGUGUUUUUGUUCCCUCGUAUUUGUUACAUUUUGCUGUUUUAUAAUGGUCUCUCUGUCUCGCCGCCUGGUGCGAAUGCUGCCGCCGGUUUGCGAUGUCCGCGGCGUACCGCUCGAGUUACCGCCCGGCUCCAGCCGCGUGUUGCUGGACCCGAGUGUCCCGGGUUCGAGGCUCUGUACCUGCGCCUGUUUCUGCCCUCUACAGAGGCGGCCCUGUGCGCUCGUCACCUGUUGUAUUGUCCGGUCGGCGGGCCCGCGCUGGGCCACAUUGUACGAGCGUCUGGCCAGUCCGGAUCCGGGCGGCCAAACGUAGAUUACAUUCGGGCAUACCGCCCUAAAUACACUUCUCACAAACGAA